GGGUGUUGACAAUUUAUUUAUUUUUUCUUUCUGUGCCUAUCUAUCUACAUAAGAGCUUGAAUUUCUAUUAAGGACGAGUCAAAUACUGCAUGCUCUCUCUCUCUAUUUGUUUAUAUAUAAGAAGGAGAAGGUCUAUCUAAUUGAGAUUACUAUAUCAAAGAAAAAGUAAGAACAAGAAAAGAAUUUCAAAGAAAAAUAAGAGAAUUUCAAAAAGGAGACUCAUGGAGGAUCAGAUUAUGAAAAGAUCUAAUCAUGGAGGUUUGGUUAAAGAAGAGAAAUUAGAAGCUGAUUCUAAUGGUGCUGAUGAAGUUUCUUGCAGAGAUUUUGAUGUUGUUGCUAAGGUUGGAAGCAAAAGAGCAUACCAUGAAACUGAAGAUCUGAACUCAUCUUUAUCAGAACUUAAUACUAAAGAUUUAAGAUGGUCUAAACAGGUAGCUCUUGCGAUAAACAAGGAAAGAUCCCCCAUGGAUUCUGAUUCAAAACCAUCUUCUUCCGCCCAAAAGGAGCAGGAUAAUUGGCUUGAAUCAGCAAGAGCAGAAAUGGGAGAAGUAAGAGAAGAAAAUCAGAGACUAAAAAUGCACUUAAGUCAAAUGAUGAAAGAUUAUCAAGCUCUUCAACUGAAAUUCCACGACAUUAUUCAACAACAAGAUCAAACCAAACAAUCUAACCCUAAUCACAAUCAAAUCACUACAGCUGAAGAACCUGAGUUCAUUUCCCUCAGCCUAGGUACGAGGUUUUCAAGUGAUCAACACUCCAAAAAUAAUGGAAAAAGCAAAACCUCUAGCCAUGCAAAAGAUGACGUGGAUGAUGAUGAGACAGAAGGUCUUUCUCUUGGACUAGAUUGCAAAUUUGAAGUAUCAAAUAAAUCUCAUGUAACUGAGCAAUCUUUGCCAAACACAAGUCCUGUGCAUAGUUUUGAAGAACAACCCAAGGAAGAAGGUGGAGAGACUUGGCCACCUAAGGCUUUAAAGAGUGGCACUGUGAUUAGUGGAGAAGAUGAAGGUGUGCUGCAGAACCCUCUCAAGAAAGCUAGGGUUUGUGUGAGAGCUAGAUGUGAUACUCCAACGAUGAAUGAUGGAUGCCAAUGGAGGAAAUAUGGUCAAAAAAUUGCAAAAGGAAAUCCAUGCCCUCGAGCUUAUUAUCGCUGCACUGUUGCACAAAAUUGCCCAGUAAGAAAACAGGUUCAAAGAUGCGCAAACGACAUGUCAAUUUUAAUUACUACAUACGAAGGAACACACAGCCACCCGCUUCCUCUCUCCGCCACAGCAAUGGCUUCCACCACCUCUGCCGCCGCUUCCAUGCUAUUAUCCGGUUCAUCAUCUUCAUCCACCACCGCAAGCCAUAAUAUUCCGGCUGAUCUCCGAGGACUAAACUUUUACCUAUCAAACACCAACAAUUCAAAGCAAUUCUACUUACACAACUCUUCAUCUCUCUCACCUUCGAAUUCACAUCCAACGAUCACACUUGACCUAACUUCCUCAAACCCUUCUUCUUCAUCGCCGUUCGCCAGAUCAUCAUUUUCAAACUCAUCAGUUUAUCCUCCGAUUCCAAAAUUUACGCCUACUAGUACACUAAGCUUCGGUUCUUCCGAUCAGUCUACAGUUCCUUGGGGAAACGGAAUAUUCAGCUAUGGAAAUAAUUCUCAGCCCUACAACAAGAGCCAGCUCAUCGGAAACUUAAACCUAGCCGGUAAAUCAACGGUGGAAAACAACAUUUUUCAAUCCUACUUCCAAAAGAAAACCCUACCUGAUCAUUCCAUAGCUGCUGCAACAAAAGCAAUAACUGCCGACCCAAGUUUUCAGUCUGCUUUAGCGGCGGCUCUCACGUCUAUCAUGGGCAAGGCCAGCGGCGGCUCUAGUGGUGGCGAAAACUUGGCGCAGAAGCUGAAGUGGCCGGGUGAGCAAUUCUCUGUGGCGAGUAGUUAUUCAUCGACGAUUGGUAGUACUAGUACAAACAAUGCGUGUGGAACAAGCUUCUUGAAUAGAACUAGUUCAACGAGCUCUCAGCCUGGAAAUUUGAUGUUUCUGCAGCAACCUAUUUCGUUGCCAUUUUCGUCUCCUAAAAGUGCUUCUUCAUCUCCUAGUGGUAGCAGAGACCAAACCAGUUAAUUAGAAGUACAUUUUUUCUUUUUUGUUAAUAGUCUGUUAAAUAUGAUAAAUAAUUUGAUGCAGCAUGGAUGGUGACAACAAGCAAAGCAAAAUUGAAUAAUGAAUUUUGUUUCUUUA
Mercurialis annua (annual mercury) is the source of this 2225-nucleotide messenger RNA. Its product is annotated as WRKY transcription factor 72A-like. The transcript is spliced from 6 exons. Gene Ontology annotation, biological process: regulation of DNA-templated transcription. Gene Ontology annotation, molecular function: sequence-specific DNA binding; DNA-binding transcription factor activity. The coding region runs from base 222 to 2108 and encodes 628 amino acids. The record is from RefSeq and is a predicted model, not a curated record. NCBI's taxonomy places the organism in Eukaryota, Viridiplantae, Streptophyta, Magnoliopsida, Malpighiales, Euphorbiaceae.